Vigna umbellata (rice bean) is the source of this 884-nucleotide messenger RNA. Lineage: Eukaryota; Viridiplantae; Streptophyta; Magnoliopsida; Fabales; Fabaceae. The record is from RefSeq and is a predicted model, not a curated record.
UAUAUACUCACUCAUAUUUACAGACACGUCCCACUCCAAUUCAUUAUUCCUCCAAGUAAUUCUCCAACAACCACCAUGUCCACCAAGGACUGCGGCCACCACCACGCUUCGCACCGCCGUCUCAUCCGCCUCGUCCUUGUCGGCGUCGCUGCCUUCAUCCUCGUAGUCCUCUUCCUUGUCUUCCUCAUAUGGGUCAUCCUCCGCCCGGCGAAGCCCCGCUUCACCCUCCAAGACGCCACCCUCUUCACCUUCAACCUCUCUUCCCCUAUCCCCAACACCCUCUCUCUCACCAUGCAGGUCACCCUCUCCGCCCACAACCCCAACUCCCGCAUCGGCGUCUACUACCACGCACUCCACCUCCACGCCUCCUACCGUAGCCAGCAGAUCUCCCUCCCCACCGCCCUCCCCGACACCUACCAGGGCCACCACGACUUCACCGUCUGGUCGCCCUUCCUCUACGGUAACACCGUCCCCGUCGCGCCGUUUGUUCUCGCCUCCCUGCAGCAGGACCAAAAUGCCGGCACUGUUAUGGUCAACGUUAAGAUCAACGGGAGAGUGAAGUGGAAGGUCGGAACUUGGGUCUCUGGAAGGUACCAUAUUUAUGUUAACUGUCCCGCGUAUAUUAGCUUCGCCGGAGAUCGGAGCAAUGCCGAAGGAGUGAAGUUCCACCUCUUGCAAAGUUGUAGCGUUGAUGUGUAGAAGAGGUUUUCAGGUUUUGUUCUGCUGCUUCAACCAUCUUUUUCACCAGUGUUUUAUCUUUUUUUUUUCUCUUCUAUUUGUUCUUAGUUUUGUAUUUAAAUUUUUUAGAAGUUAUUACUUGGAUAAAGGUUACUUAAGGUUUAUAUUGAAAUAACUAUUCUAUUUUCUACCUCAAUUUCCACCAG